Molecule: messenger RNA, 2316 nt
Organism: Culex quinquefasciatus (southern house mosquito)
Lineage: Eukaryota; Metazoa; Arthropoda; Insecta; Diptera; Culicidae
Product: serine proteinase stubble
Exons: 7
Coding region: 652-1851 (399 amino acids)
Biological process (GO): proteolysis
Molecular function (GO): serine-type endopeptidase activity
Source: RefSeq, a predicted model, not a curated record
CAAGAGAGAGAGGUGUGGAAGGUGGUUCGUAGUGAAAUUACCUGUUGCAGUCGCUGGUGGUACCACCUCCUCCUCCUUUAAACUCUUGGGGAAGAGAGCUUUUGGGCUGGCCGAAGAAAUCGUCGAUCGGUAGUCGGUUAUUAGUCGUGUGGACGCGUUUCGUUACGGUCCGUUCUCGACGAUCUUUGAUUCGGCGGAAAAUUUCGCGCACGUGAUCACGUGGUGGUUGUGAAGUUUGUGCAGGUCUCCCGGCUGUCUGUGCUAAUUACAAUAGCAAACACAAAGCCAAAACAUAACACAGAAGCUGUGCGGUUGUUGGACAGGCCUCUGUUACGUUCACCCUGUGAAGAGCGGAGAGUGACCAAAGUGAUAGUGAGAGUGAUUACGCGAUCGUCGUCGUCGUCGUCGUCGUAGAACCGGUUCCAGGCCCCGAAAACCUGAAGGUUGUAACUUGCGUGUUGAACAAGCGAACAAGGAAGACGUGAAGAAAGAAGACUUACCAGCUGAUGCGUUGUAGGGAAUCUCCGAGCAGAUCAAGUUGUCAAUCUUCGUCCAAGAUCUUUGGGAACUGUGCGUGCUGUGGACAGGUCAGGAAAUUAGUGUCAAAAUCUUGAUCUGAAGAAGCGUGGAGUCCGUUGGUCCGAAGAAGUUAUGCCACCUCCUGUGGGCCGUUUGGCCGCCUCCAGCAACCAUUACGCGGUGUUAGUGCUAAGUCUGGUGACAGUGAGCGCAAUAGUGAUCCCGGUAGUGGACGGUGGGGAAGAAGUGGCCCGAUCUGUGGAUGCCGGGGGAAGCUUUAACCGGUACUACAACGAUGUCGUCCAGCGGGAUGAUCUGCGGAGCACCAUCAGCCGGCAGCUGCCGAAGCAGGGCAAGUUUUUCGAGGAGUUUGACCGGAUGAUCCCCCAGACGUGUCGCCACAAAGGUCGCAAAUUCGAGUGUGGCCUCUCGAUAUCCUGCGUCCUGGGUGGGGGAAAGCCGGUCGACCUCUGCUCCGGCGGCAUGAUCUGGUCCUGCUGCAUCGACCGGGAACCUCAAGUGGAGCCCGAUCCGGAACAGGGUGCCGUCCACAACGCCAGUUGUGGCGAGCUGUACACCCGCACGAACCGGAUCGUGGGCGGCCACUCGACGGGCUUCGGAACGCACCCCUGGCAGGCUGCGCUCAUCAAGACGGGCUUCCUGACGAAGAAGCUCAGCUGCGGCGGCGCCCUGGUUUCGAACCGAUGGGUCGUGACGGCAGCUCACUGCGUGGCCACGACUCCCAACAGUAAUCUAAAGGUGCGGCUCGGUGAGUGGGACGUGCGAGAUCAGGAAGAACGGUUAAACCACGAGGAGUACAGCAUCGAGAGGAAGGAGGUGCAUCCGAGUUACUCGCCCAGUGAUUUCCGGAAUGACAUUGCGCUGGUCAAGCUGGACCGCAAGGUCGUCUUCCGGCAGCACAUCUUACCGGUGUGUCUGCCGCCAAAGCAAACCAAACUGGUGGGCAAGAUGGCCACCGUGGCUGGUUGGGGCCGAACGCGGCACGGCCAAAGUACAGUUCCUUCAGUGUUGCAGGAAGUGGACGUCGAGGUGAUACCGAACGAUCGCUGCCAGCGGUGGUUCCGGGCCGCAGGUCGGCGCGAAACCAUCCACGACGUGUUUCUGUGCGCUGGCUACAAGGAGGGUGGCCGCGACAGCUGUCAGGGCGAUUCCGGUGGGCCGUUGACGCUGACGCUGGACGGGCGGAAGACGCUGAUCGGGUUGGUUUCGUGGGGCAUCGGCUGCGGGCGGGAACAUUUGCCCGGGGUGUACACCAACAUUCAGAAAUUUGUGCCUUGGAUCGAGAAAGUGAUGGGAAAGGAGUUUUCCUGAGCGGGGGAGUAAACGAAAUGGUCAGAACGAAGUGUAAAUAGUCAAACUGAACUAAAGUAGGGUACUUAAAAUAAAACGUUAGUGGUACUAGGGUAAUCGAAGUAUCGUUAGUGAGGUCAAUCAUUUACCAUGGAUGUAAAUUUUACAGUACACGCUGUUUUAGAAGCGCAAAUGAUUCAGAGUUCAUACGGAUGACCAGCUGUGGAGAUAACAAAAAAAUAACAGUAUUUUCUCAUUCAAUCAUUGCAAACGUCGUUGAAGGUAGUGCGUGGUUUAGUAAUUUAUUAGUAACUUAUUUGAAUUAGGUCAUCGAACAGCAUGGUGCGAUUGUCAGCAAAGCCGGAUGAAAUCGCAAAAGACUAGGAUUAGUACUGACUAUUACCAUAUUUUUUAUACGACAAAGUUUCUUAUAGCAUCUAAGCUAGCUGGUAGACUGUAAAGGAAAAUAAAUGGUCACUUUUGAUG